AACCCAACGAUCUGAGCGCGCUAAAUUUCUUACAAUAUACAGACGUAAAUGUUUUGAGUAUCGCUGAUAACUAAGGUGCCACGCUUCACUGAGCUUCGAUUCAUCAGCGAUGUCUACAACCAAAAUGGGAACCAGGAAACGAUUAUCCGAAUCUGAUCUCGCCAAAUCGGACAAGAAAAAACAAGCUGGAGAGAAUUUCGAGAUCGAUUUUGAUCUCUCCGAUGAUCUAAAAGGAAUUAUGUCUGCACUGCAUCAUAUGCGAGAGAAGGCUCAGAAGGACGAUCAGAAGAAGAACGAAGAGACAAUAAGCAGCGUAGCAGCUGAGAUCAAGUCUAUGAUUGAGGAAUUGAAGUCCAAACUUGAGAAGGAUAGACAAAGUUUUGCUAAGGCACUUUCAAAGAGUUCCAAAGACUGUGAGAAUUCCUUGAAGGAUGAAACCGCGAAGUUUCAAUCACUAUACGAGAAAUUUUCCAAGGAGAAAGCGACCCAUCUACAGGCCUUGAAAGAUAUUUUCUCUAAAUUUGAGGAAGAGAAGGAAAAGCUGUUCUUGAGAUACGAACAACUGAGAAAGAAGGAAAGAAAUAUGAUAUCUGAACAAGAAAAGGCCUGUAAUGAUAGAAUUGCCAAACUGGAGGAGUCCUUGAAAAAGAAGAAACAGGAUGAUAAAACUUUCAGCAUUUUGAGAAAAACUCUUGGUUCGUUUUUGGAUAGUGCCUCAGAUGAGGAUUUUCCACCUGAUGAUUGAAGACUGCCACAAUACUAGGGAAAUCUUUGGUUCAGCCUCUGACUUGUUCGUUUUACUUGGAUAUGUAAUUAGAGAUAAACUUUAGACCGAACCAUUUUUCUUUGUUAAAUUCCUCCCACUUGCCAUUAGAUUCUGAAUUUAUAGUUCUCAGUAACGGAAAUUCAAUAUCUUAUACGUGCUUAUUCAAAGACCUUUUC
Prosopis cineraria is the source of this 942-nucleotide messenger RNA. RefSeq lists its product as uncharacterized. The record is from RefSeq and is a predicted model, not a curated record. Bases 110 to 745 code for a protein of 211 amino acids. The transcript is spliced from 8 exons. NCBI's taxonomy places the organism in Eukaryota, Viridiplantae, Streptophyta, Magnoliopsida, Fabales, Fabaceae.